Teleopsis dalmanni is the source of this 711-nucleotide messenger RNA. RefSeq names its product zinc finger MYM-type protein 1-like. The coding region runs from base 1 to 711 and encodes 236 amino acids. Lineage: Eukaryota; Metazoa; Arthropoda; Insecta; Diptera; Diopsidae. The transcript is spliced from 2 exons. The record is from RefSeq and is a predicted model, not a curated record.
AUGAAACUUGCGAGAAAUUCUUCAUUAUUUCGUGGACAUAAUGAGCUAAUUGGAGAUGUUUACAAUGGAAAUUUUUUGUCUGAAGUUGAACUUUUAGCUAAAUAUGAUGACGUUUUAAAAAGCGUUUUAGAAAUGCCAACUGGUUCGAUUAAAUAUUUAAGUCCCGCAAUCCAAAAUGAAAUAAUAGAAUGUAUUGGAGAAAGUUUGCUAGAAAAACUAAUUGAUAAUAUUAAAUUAAGCCCGUGCUACUCAAUUUUACUUGAUUCUACUCAAGAUAUUACAAAAGUUGACCAAUUAAGUAUUGUUAUUAGAUAUGUACAACUUACCAGAAAUCAUAGAUCGGAGCCAAUUGGUUUUGAAAUAAAAGAAACCUUUUUGGGAUUUUUUUCCAUGGAGGAUCACUCUGCCGAAGGCAUUAAAUAUCAAAUUAUUUCUUUAUUAAAACAAUUUGAUAUAGAGAUUGAAAAUUGUGUUGGUCAGGGUUAUGAUGGUGCUAAUGUGAUGAAAGGGGUAUAUAAUGGUUUGCAAGAAAAAAUUAAAAAAAUUCAGCCAAAUGCUGAAUAUAUUCAUUGUGCCAGCCACAAUUUAAAUCUAAUUGUUAAAGAUGCAGUAGAAGGAUGGCAUGAAUCCCAACUACAACUACAAGGAAAGGGAGAAAACAAGGAUAACACACAAGGAGGAAAUGUUAUAUUAGCUGCAUUUGGCAUUUGA